CCCCCAAUUCUCAUUCCCAGGUCCCUUUCGCCCGCUCCGUCCCAACGAGAGAGAGAGCAGUUGGUUGAGACUUGAGGGAUGGAUCUGCUGGAGAGGAGCGCCACCACUAUUAAGCCGGAGGCGGGGGAGGCCCAGUGCAAGGAAGGCGAGAGGAAGGAGCAGGAGCAGCAGGAGACCCAGCAGCAAGGCAGACCCCCGCUCGCCAACGGCAGCAGCAGGUCUGGAAUGUUGCCAAUGUCGAGCCCUCCAGCAAAUCCGGGACAGCUUACCAUCUUUUAUGGUGGGUCAGUAUGUGUAUAUGACUCAGUGCCACCAGAGAAGGCCCAAGCAAUCAUGCUUAUUGCAGCAGCAGCAGCUGCAGCCUCAAAAAGCAAUGGCCCCGCUGCUGUUAAGCCUCCAGUGAUGUCUGCGACCAAUGCUAUCCAAGCUAUGCUUACGCGGUCGCUCUCACUCCAGAGCACUUCUGUAGCAAAUGGACAACCUCAGCCUGCCGCUGAUCCUAGCUCGAUUUGCAAGCUUCAGGCUGAUCUUCCCAUCGCCAGGAGACACUCCCUUCAGCGCUUCCUGGAGAAACGUCGUGACAGGGUGGUGAGCAAAGCUCCCUACGGCACCGGGAAGCCGUCGGAAGGCAUGGGAGCCUCUGGGAUGGAGGCGGUCGCGGAGGGAAAGGCCCAGUAACAGAAAGGAAGAAAGAUAGCCCCACCCCUGAUGUGUUUGGAAGGAAAGGGCGCGUGUUAGCUGAUGUGAUGUUACACCGUAGAAUUAUCAUCGUUCGUGAUAAUAAUGAUUCGACCAGAACCUCUAUUGUCAUUGUUCUGUUGUCAUUGGGUAGUGUACUCUGUAUCUGAACCUGUUUUACUCCGAGGAACCAAACUGCUAUGGUGAUAUAUGUCAAUGUAAAUCAUGCAUGUCGA
This is a messenger RNA of Hordeum vulgare subsp. vulgare (domesticated barley), 914 nucleotides long. Its product is annotated as protein TIFY 3-like. The transcript is spliced from 5 exons. Gene Ontology annotation, biological process: regulation of jasmonic acid mediated signaling pathway; response to wounding; regulation of defense response. Bases 79 to 678 code for a protein of 199 amino acids. Lineage: Eukaryota; Viridiplantae; Streptophyta; Magnoliopsida; Poales; Poaceae. The record is from RefSeq and is a predicted model, not a curated record. Gene Ontology annotation, cellular component: nucleus.